Messenger RNA from Scatophagus argus, 6209 nucleotides. It is a transcript of the gene cpeb2, whose product is annotated as cytoplasmic polyadenylation element binding protein 2. Lineage: Eukaryota; Metazoa; Chordata; Actinopteri; Scatophagidae. The record is from RefSeq and is a predicted model, not a curated record. Bases 458 to 2740 code for a protein of 760 amino acids. The transcript is spliced from 11 exons. Gene Ontology annotation, cellular component: synapse; cytoplasm; nucleus. Gene Ontology annotation, biological process: negative regulation of cytoplasmic translation. Gene Ontology annotation, molecular function: ribosome binding; mRNA 3'-UTR binding; mRNA regulatory element binding translation repressor activity.
CCUCUGCCGCAGCAGCACAGCCGGUAACCAGAGGAGGGGGUAGCACGGUCGGACGGGAAUGGACCGCACAAGCUAGGCUACUCUACACCGAGGCCGAAAUAGCUCGGUCUUUAGAUAGAUGACAAUAUCACCGAGUGAAAGAGAGAUUACAACUAGAACAAGCCGACUAUUUGUAUAGGCCAGACCCCCUCCUCUCUGUCUCUGUCCAUAGCCUACAGCCUAUUCACAGACAUUUUCCUGUUAAGAGACCUCACUUAGAAGCGGUGGUUAAAAUAUAUCUUCAAACGCAUACAGUUGCUUCAUUUAAAAGCCGAAUUCGGUGAAUCUUAUAGCCGGCUGCCGGAUACAACGCCUCGUCCUGCCGGUUUCCGUAGGCCAGUUGCGUCCCGGUUCGCCCUUCAGCAGCGUCGCCGCGUCCCUGCUGUUCCUCCUGUCAGCUGCUGCGCAUCAGCAAAACAUGCAGGAUGAGCCUGUGGGGGUGACAACCACGCAUUUACCCCCGUCAGCCGAGGAAAAGGACAGCAACAGCAGCACCGUCGGCAAAUCCGGGAAGCGACCGAACCAAACCGACAACUGCGACAGCCAGCUGGGCUCGUUCACAUCGGAUUAUAACCAGGAGAUAGAUUUCCCUGAUUUCAGUCGCGGUCAUUUUUGCCCUACGAAAUCUAUCUUUGACCUUCAGCACAGCCGAAAAAUACAUCAGCAGCUAAGUCAGCCCGCUGAGUUUAGCCCAACAGAGUCGCCCCAACUCCAGGGACGUUUCAGUCACCUGCCGCAAAAGCAGCCCCUCUGUAAGCCUGAGCACAGCGCUGCUGACCCCUGCGGCUCUCCGGUGGAAGAGGCUGAAGCUGAUGCUGCGUCGCCAUCGCCCACUUCCGUAAAUCCAAGCAAGAUCCAAAUGGACUCCCCCAUCGCCCACCAUAUCAAUGGCAAUGGCAGCAGCAGCACCGGCAACAUGUUGUCCGGAGGGCUCAGCGCCGCUUUCCCGAACCUCCCCACCCAGGAGAUCCAGAGCGCCAGUGUAGGCUCGUCUUCUCCUUCCCUCCCUGGCUUCGGCACUCCGUGGUCCGUCCAGACCAGCUCCUCGCCCCCUCCCGCACCCAACUCCAUCAACCCCAUCCACGCGAACGCCAUUAACCAAAUGCCCAACACGGAUUCUGACAACGGCUUCUACCCAGGUAUCCCCUCCUCCAUCAACCCGGCCUUCUUCCAGAGUUUUUCGCCAGUGUCAGCUAAUCCGUGCGCCGGGAUUAAUGUGCAGGGCUUCAGCGGUCCUUUCUCGCCCCAGAUAAACGUCCCUCAGCAGGCACAGAGUCGCAGGUCCCCGGUCAGCCCUCAGAUGCAUCCCCAGCAGGGCGCCUUCCUGCAGCAGAGGAACAACUACAACCAACAUCAGCCUAUGGUGAAGCCGUCUCCCUGGGGCGGACACCAGGGAAAUGGCUGGGGCUCCGGGGGGAUGUCCUGGGGCCGGGACCACCGCAGAGGGAGUGGCAUGGGUGUGCCUGGCUCAGUCAGCCACGUCUCGCCCCUGAAGAAGCCCUUCUCGAGCAACGUCAUCGCUCCUCCCAAGUUCCCACGCUCUGGAGGAUCACUGGGGCCUAAGUCCUGGAUAGAGGAGAACAUGUUUCGCACAGACAACAACAGCAACACCCUGUUGCCCCUGCAGGACCGCUCCAGAAUGUACGACAGUCUGAACAUGCACUCCCUGGAGAGCUCUCUGAUCGACAUCAUGCGAGCUGAGCAGGAUCCCAUGAAAAGCCGUGUGGGAUGCCCUAACCCCGGGGCUGAUGGCCUACUCAUGCUCAAUGCCAGGAGCUAUGGGAGACGUCGAGGCCGCUCCUCCCUCUUCCCUAUUGAUGACAAUCUCCUUGAUGAUGGCCAUGGCAACCAGGGUGUCCCAGGAGUCCUCAGUUCCCCCAAUUGCUACCCCCACCAAAAUGGGGAACGCAUUGAGCGCUUCUCCCGUAAAGUGUUUGUGGGAGGUUUGCCCCCUGACAUAGAUGAAGAUGAAAUAACCUCAAGCUUCCGUCGCUUUGGUCACCUGGUGGUGGACUGGCCCCACAAAGCAGAGAGCAAAUCAUACUUUCCACCUAAAGGAUACGCAUUCCUGCUGUUCCAGGAGGAGAGCUCAGUGCAGGCUCUGAUCGAAGCCUGCAUGGAGGAGGAUGGCAAGCUCUACCUGUGUGUCUCCAGCCCCACCAUCAAGGACAAACCUGUGCAAAUUCGACCUUGGAAUCUGAGCGACAGUGAUUUUGUGAUGGACGGAUCUCAGCCCCUUGAUCCCCGCAAGACCAUCUUUGUGGGAGGCGUCCCUCGUCCACUGAGAGCAAUUGAGCUGGCAAUGAUUAUGGAUCGUCUCUACGGGGGAGUAUGCUACGCAGGAAUUGAUACUGAUCCAGAGCUCAAGUAUCCUAAGGGGGCGGGACGAGUGGCCUUCUCCAAUCAACAGAGUUACAUCGCCGCCAUCAGCGCAAGAUUUGUCCAGCUGCAGCACGGAGACAUCGACAAGCGGGUGGAGGUGAAGCCCUAUGUCCUGGAUGAUCAGCUAUGUGAUGAGUGUCAGGGUGCCCGCUGUGGAGGGAAAUUUGCUCCCUUUUUCUGUGCUAAUGUCACCUGUCUGCAGUACUACUGCGAGUUCUGCUGGGCCAACAUCCACUCCCGCGCCGGGCGAGAGUUUCACAAGCCCCUGGUCAAAGAGGGAGCCGACCGCCCACGCCAGAUUCACUUCCGCUGGAACUAGAGAUGUGACUACAGCCAUGGUGACACAAUCAGAGGGAAGGGAACUGAAACACUGGCUGACAGGAAAAAGAGCAUCGCUCUGCCUCUCCUACUCUCCUAAGCUAUCAGUAUAAUCAAAUACGUAACACUAUACAGUAUAUGUUAUAUACGUAUAUAUCUAUUAUCUUUUGUAGCAGCCAAACACCACAAGCCUCAGUUUUUCACCAAAACCCCCCUCACAUCUCAGGCUCGGACAACUCUUCAACUCUUUUGUGGUACUUUCAUCUUUUCUAAGAGGAGAUUUAAAAAGAGAUUGAUUUUUGUAGGUUUUUAUUAUUAUUAUUAUUGUUAUUAUUAUGAUUAUUAUUAUUAUUUUUGUAUGUGAGAUUUAAAGUAGAUAUGGGAAUGUUUUGCAUGGGGGCAGCUUGUCUGUCUGUUUGUCUGCUGCUAGCCACCCUACAGUGUGUGUAGUGCACACUUGUUUCUGGGAAAACCUUGACUCUCUAAUGUUGACGUCUGCCCCAGGUCAUUAACCAAAGGUAGCCAAAAGAUAAGAUAAGAAAAGCAUAAAAUUGACACAUUUUCUGCCGACAAAAUAGUUGUUUUUCUAAUGCUACCAUGGGCUCUUUCUUUCUUGUUAGAGGGUUUAUCAAAAACAAAGAUGAUAGGGUUGUUUUUGCGCUCAUACUGACCCAUAGAGUGAUACCUCAAGACACUAAAUCUGGUUUCUUGCUAUGUAUUCAACGUUUAUGCUUAACAAGCUAUUUUAGAAGCUUUGCUGCUAUAUAUACAUAUAUAUAAAUAUAUAUGAAUAAAUGUCUAGGUAUUAUAUUUAAUGCCAUUUAAAAACCAGAAUCAUGUUAAAUGAAAUGCAGUAUGCACUCAACAAUUAAUGGCCCCCAUUGCCAUGGAAAGUGCAUGUUAUGACAAUAGGCUUACAUACACAAAUAGCAUAUUUAUAGAUAGAUGUGAGAAAAAAAACAAACCACUGAAAUUAAAUUCAAGACAUAAAAGUCUAGUAGCAUGACCAUCUAUUACAGAAGAGGGGAAAAAAACAGACAAAGCUAAGUACGUAAAAAAAAAAACAUGUUUAAACUUGCAUGCAUUGACGUUUAUCUGUUGUUUGAGCCGUUAACAUAUGUAACGAUACAAAAAAGUGAUACUGGUUCUACUGUAGACUUAGCAGACGCCAUCAUUUUGCGACACAUGAUGGCUUGUAUGGCAAAAAAAAAAAAAAAAAAAAAAUCCUAUUGAGAAGCAGAGUGGUGUUCAGUGGUUUGUGUUUGUGUCGUCCCUGUGCUGUGUGACUGUUUUUAGUGUAGACUGAGGCUCUAGUUUAGUUACCCACAGAUUAUGUAGAGGAGGAUUUAAACAUCAAACUUAGAUCCGCAUUCACUCUUCCUAUCCCGCAUCUUUGUGUGGUUCCAAAGGAUCCAGACCAAACGUAAACAAACAGACUGGAUGGGCUUGGAUUUAACUGGGAGGAGGCUGAAGCUCAUGUUGAUUAAUAAGCUUCUUUAGAAUAUUUUGUAAUGACGGUCAGGCUUUUCUGCUGUGUGGCUGCAGCUCAGUGAAUCCAGGGAAACUCUGGCUCUGUUACAACCAGGACGAUGAGGUCUGUUGGCUCAUGCUGAAGAUGAAGCUCUCCUCUCUUUGUUUGUUUGUUUGUUUGAUUUCCACCCUUGAAUUACUCUUAAAAAAACAAUUUAGGGACAAUCUUUCUGUGAAGACGGUGGCGCAGCCGUCUGUCUGGUACUGUACAAGUGUGUCGCCCUAGUGUCGUCGUGGUUUUUGUGCUCCAUGCCCUGGUGUGUGCUCCUCAGUAUCGGUGUUCAGGCGUCAAGUGUGUACUGUCAUGAAACCUUAAUGAAAUUGAGUCUAAUUUCCUUGUAGUUGAAUCAGAAAAUUUAAUUUGUUUGUGUUAACUACUCAACCUUCACUGGCCCUUCAGUAUGUUUUUCUAAUAUAUAUAUUAUGCACUACUUUUUAUAUCCCCACUCAUUUUGAUUUCUUAUCCACCCCCUUAAGUGAUUUCAGUGCAGAUGUGGAUUCUCUGAAACCUCCACCUAUUUAUAAUUCUACAGAUGAUUUAUUAAAUUUUAUUUUUUCAUGAUUACCUAUUUAAGAUGUAGCGUGAAGCAGUGGUCUUAAGUUAUCUAUAUUCUGUAUGAGUAGAGCAGGAAUCCGACAUGUUCUAAUAUAUUCUAAAGUAGUCUAGAUGUUGUGAGGAGCGGGAAGUCGGCGGAGGUGACGGUGAAGGAGCGCGCUCCCGUCGUGCCCCCCUCCCCCCCAGCCCCGCCCCCUGGCUUCAGUUCUCAUGAUGCGAGCAUGUUUGAAUAUCGUCACCUGUAACACUUGACUCGUGCUGUUUUUGUGAGGUCCUAUUUUCUAUGUUGAACACUGUUACUUUGUUCUGUACGUGUCUUUGUUUUUGUAAAAAUCGUAUUUAUUUCGCUAUUUUUUUAGACAAAAAAAACUAUUUGAUUUUGAUUGUAUUUUUCUAUUUGAAUAGAACUAUUACAUUAUUUACCCCCCCUCUCCAGUGCUUAUUAUGUCCAAAAGUUCUGUUCAGACACAAAGAAUCAUGUCAUUGGAAACAACAUCAAAAUUUUUGAUAUACAGUUGAUUCUUAUUUUGAUACACGACACAUUUCAUUUGAAGGAAGUAAACAUGAAGGUUUUAUUAUAUUCUUGGAAGACACUUGAGACCCCCCCUGUUGCAUCGAGGCCCCAGCUGCCUGUCCUCGUAGAUGCUCUGAAACUUGAAUAUAACACAUUUUGAAAGGCUGACUAACCUCGAAUCUGUGUUGUGAUGUGCAAUACUGUUUCUAAUGUUUGUAUAAAAGUAAGAACUACAGUGUAAACCUUUUUAAUGCAGAUUUAUUUUUUUCAUUGCAUAUUUUGCAGAUUUCUGAUCCACAGUGUCAUUUUUUACUGUCAGAAAAAAUAAACCCCGUUUUUUCAUUGCAACUAUUUUUAAAUCCAGAUAUCUUUGUACUGAUGUAAAUGAUUGUAGUUAUUUUGGAUAGUGUUUUGCUAACAAAAGGAGAGACUUUUUCAUGCAUAUUUCUAUUUCAUUUCAUCUUGUUUUAUCCCACGUUUUAUUUAAUUUAAUAGCAGAAUUCUUGGAAUAAUUUUUCAUAUUUAAAUGUCAUUGGUAUUAUUUUGUAUUUUUAUGUGGAAAUACACUAUAUAUAAACUUAAAAUGCUAAUUGCUAAGAUAUUAUUUUGAGUUUAAUUAUUUUUAAAGCUAAAUAUUUGUAAUUUUAUUGUUAAAGUGGCUAAUUUCUAAAUCAGAGUUUGUGUAUAGAUUCACAGAAGUGGUUUAUGAGGUGUUUGGAUUGUAAUUAUUACUGAAUGGUUCUUUGAUAUGCAAAAUGAAUAUCAUGUUUAUUUUUAUUUUUGUUGGUUUUGUAUUUAAAUGGGGUGUUGAUUACAAUCUUUUUUUUUUCUUUCACUUCCUGAAUAAAGACCCAUUCUGUUUGGACACAA